UGCGAACAAUUUAGUUUUAGUUCGUUUACGUCGAACAAGACCAGCCAAGUAGCCUUCGAACGGCUAGAGGUGCUUCUGAUUCUCUAGAAGUUCAAGUUCUCAGAGUAAAGGAAGCUAUUAACCAUUGGCCCCAAUAGUUCAGUGAUUUGUUGUAGAAGUGUUCAGAAGUGUAAUAAUUUCGACAGUGUUAGAGCGAACAAGAACCUGUACUCCAAAAUGCCUUCCACGGGAAUAUUAGAAGUCGCUCUUCAGGUCGUCGAAGAUUCCAGCAUAUCUAGUGGAUCGGACAGCGCUGGUGUGUCUGAAGACGAGGAUGUUCAAUUGUUUUCUACUAUUGGGAAUACCGUAACAUCCACACCUUUGAAAAAAUCCUCGUUGAAAAGCAAAGAUGACGAACACAUCAAAACCUUUAAGACCAAUUCGAAGCGUUAUGCGAGUCUUCCAAAUCGUGACCAGCAUCAGAAGUUCCUGACGGAUUUUCUAUCUGAAGUUUUGAACAAUGCUGUCUUCAAUGCUACUGAUCGCGCCAACAAAGUGCUCAACUGGGUAGAUCCCGAAGAGCUAAAGCGAACGCUUGACUUAGAGCUGAAAGAUGAGCCCGAUUCCGACGAAAAACUGCUAGAGUUAGCCAAAGCUACCAUCAAACAUUCAGUCAAAACUGGCCAUCCUUACUUCAUGAAUCAGCUGUUUUCGUCUGUUGACCCGUACGGAUUUGCUGGACAAGUUCUAACGGAUGCGCUGAAUCCAAGCGUCUACACCUUCGAGGUAUCUCCGGUGUUUGUCCUGAUGGAAGAGAUUGUGCUCAAAGAAAUGCGGAGUAUUGUGGGAUUUCCCAAUGGUUUCGGAGACGGCAUAUUUUGUCCCGGUGGAUCAAUGGCGAACGGUUAUGCUAUUAGCUGUGCACGUUAUAAGUUCAUGCCGGAUAUCAAGACAAAAGGAUUGCAGUCACUUCCGCGCUUAGCAAUCUUCACAUCAGAGGACGCUCACUAUUCGGUGAAAAAAUUGGCCUCUUUCAUGGGCAUCGGAUCAGAUAACGUGUAUCCAAUCCGUACAAAUUCCAUUGGCAAAAUGAGAGUGGACUGCUUGGAGGCUGAAAUUUUACGUGCUAUAUCGGAAGGAGCUCUACCAUUCAUGGUAUCUGCAACCGCUGGAACUACGGUGAUCGGAGCAUUCGAUCCUCUGGAGCAGAUCGCUGACUUGUGUCAAAAGUACAAACUGUGGCUGCACGUAGAUGCGGCCUGGGGUGGCGGUGCACUUAUGUCCAAGAAAUACCGAGGUCUAUUAAAAGGAAUUGAACGAUCUGACUCGGUCACUUGGAACCCACAUAAACUGCUGGCAGCUCCACAGCAAUGUUCGACAUUUCUAACCCGCCAUGAAGGCAUUCUAUCCGAUUGUCACUCAACGAAUGCGACAUAUUUGUUCCAGAAGGACAAGUUUUACGACACCCGGUAUGACACCGGCGACAAACACAUCCAGUGCGGACGCCGGGCCGAUGUACUAAAGUUUUGGUUCAUGUGGCGCGCCAAAGGUACUACGGGUCUUGAACAACACAUCGACAAGGUGUUUGAAAACGCCGAAUAUUUUACCAACAGUAUUAAGUCCCGCGAAGGUUUCGAAAUGGUGGUGGAGAACCCGGAAUGUACCAACAUCUGCUUCUGGUACAUACCGCCGAGUUUGCGAGACAUUUCACGGAGCAGUGCUGAGUUCUCCGAAAAAUUACACAAAGUUGCACCCAAAGUAAAGGAGCGCAUGAUGCGCGAAGGUUCGAUGAUGAUUACGUAUCAACCGAUUCAUGAUAAACCCAACUUCUUCCGAUUGGUUCUGCAAAACUCAUCGUUGGAUAAAUCAGAUAUGAAUUACAUCAUUGAUGAGAUUGAACGGCUUGGCAGCGAUUUAUAAAGCGGACCGAGAGAAUACACCAUGUUCCUUUCAAACGAUAGACGUCAUGCUAUUUGAUUUUGUGUAAUUCAUAUUUGUAUGCUGUAAACGAUAAAUUUGUAUUUAUUUGAUACAUUACUUUAAUGACAGGAAAAAAGCGAAACAUGAAACUUAGUGUAGUCCUUUCAAUUGGACUUAUCUGCGAAACAGUUGUGAUCAUAUUAGAAUAGGCUACAGAACAAUUGAUGUUAAUUUAUAUGCAUGUACAAAAAAUGUAAACAGUAAUAAAAUGGUUUAAAUUAA
Messenger RNA from Malaya genurostris, 2181 nucleotides. RefSeq names its product cysteine sulfinic acid decarboxylase (gene black). Gene Ontology annotation, molecular function: carboxy-lyase activity; pyridoxal phosphate binding. Gene Ontology annotation, cellular component: cytoplasm. Gene Ontology annotation, biological process: carboxylic acid metabolic process. The coding region runs from base 217 to 1899 and encodes 560 amino acids. NCBI's taxonomy places the organism in Eukaryota, Metazoa, Arthropoda, Insecta, Diptera, Culicidae. The transcript has 4 exons. The record is from RefSeq and is a predicted model, not a curated record.